CCUCCAAUAAUAAAUAAGAAAAGAAUAAAGGUUGAUUUUUAAGGAUAGUUGUGAGGUAUUGAUGUUUAAGGAGGGAGAUCUAGACUAAACUUAAAUUGAUCAUAAUUCUUUAGAAAGCCUAGUUAAGAAAAAUAGCAAAUAGAUGAACUAAAUUUUCUUGAAAUUUUAAUUAAGUAGUAAGGGAGUCAUUGCAAAACUCAAUAUUAGUUUUAAGAAUUCUCGAAAAUUAAGACUUAAUUAUGAAUAUAUAAAUUAGAAAAGUAAAUCUUAAAGCAAAAAUAAUAAAGUGCGUGCACUAUUAUAAAAUAUAGGUGGCUUCAGUAAUUCUUAGUAUUAUAGGAGACAAAUAAAGUAAAUUGAUAGUAUACCAGAAAUUGCUAUUGGUACAAGUUUAUGAGGUUUUUAGUUCUAUAAACUUAAUAUAAUAGAUGCUUUACCAUCUUGUUAAUUAAAUUCAGAGCAGACAUAAAGAAAAGAAAAAUCCAUACAGACAUUAACUGAUGC
Paramecium octaurelia is the source of this 504-nucleotide messenger RNA. The record is from the annotation of a GenBank genome assembly. NCBI's taxonomy places the organism in Eukaryota, Ciliophora, Oligohymenophorea, Peniculida, Parameciidae.